Marmota monax (woodchuck) is the source of this 5744-nucleotide messenger RNA. RefSeq names its product MON1 homolog B, secretory trafficking associated (gene Mon1b). The record is from RefSeq and is a predicted model, not a curated record. Bases 931 to 2589 code for a protein of 552 amino acids. NCBI's taxonomy places the organism in Eukaryota, Metazoa, Chordata, Mammalia, Rodentia, Sciuridae. The transcript is spliced from 6 exons. Gene Ontology annotation, biological process: protein targeting to vacuole; vesicle-mediated transport.
CUGCCUUCGCCAGUGUGGUAAGCACCCACUUUUGCGGGUCUGAACAAGUCCUGCGCUUUGCUUUCGCAACCCCAUUCUCUGGAACCGCGAGAAUGUUUGUGAAUUGCAGACGGAGGCCGCUGAAGCCCUGGACGGGCUAAUUACAGAGAUACUUUAGGGUCCGAGUCCUAAAGGCUGAUCCGACUGCGCGCGGCACUCCGAUUAGAAGCGGCGAAUGCCCAUCAAGCAUCCAUGCCCUGCCACUCCCUCUCUGGAAGGACAGAAAUUGAAGUUUCCUGGAUUCUGAGAGAACACGUUGGUUGGUCCGGCACUGUAUCCUAAUGGAUACAGUGGAUUGGGUCUUAGGAUGCAAAAUACGAGUAAAGAGAGAAACCGGCAGGAGCCUCCUGUUAGGUUCAGAGACGUCAGUCAAGGGAUAGGCGAGUACAAACGCCAGUCAACACAGUUCUUGUGAAGGUACCACCCGAACCGGGCGGAAGGGAGAGAAAGAACUCUUUUCGAUUGGGCCACAAGGAAGGCAGUCCCGCCCUCUGUGCUCCACGAUUGGUUAAGCUCAAGCCGUGCCCCUCACGUCGGCAGCCACCCGUUUGACAAGUGGGCAGCUCUUGCCCCACUUGCCGCUUCUGCCGGGUUAGUGGGAAGGAGUCCGAAAGGGGUUCACUGGGUUCCCGACCAGGUCCGACGUAGAUCCGGGAGACGCGCGCUAUCUGAACGGUGAGGGAACGCUAAUCCGCGGCGAGAAAGAGGCCCCACGAGGAAAGAAUGAAGUUCUGCAAUCGGAAGCGUCUUCCGUGAGGCGUGGCUUCCGGAAGUGUGGCGAACCCUCAGCAGCACCCGGAAGUGUGAUGCUGCCGCUGCUGCUGCUGCUGCUGCUCCGGGAAGUGUCGGUGUCCAGCGGGGGAGAUUCAGGGUUGAAACAGGGAUGUGCAGAUGGAGGCCGGAGGGGACAGUGCUGCCCCAUCCCCCGGGGCCGAGGAAGGCUUGGAGGACCUGCCGUUCCCCAGUGAAGAGACUGGAGAUAGUGGAGGGAUUCACACGGCUGUGCCCGAUCCCGGAGACGACGGGGACCUGGAGGAAACAGGAUCCAAGGCCGAGGACCAGUCACCCAGCCUCCUGUCACAACUGCCCCAGUCAGAGGCCCCAUCAAGUACCAGUGAGCACUGGAGUACUGCAGCCUCGGACAGUAGUCCCAUUCAUGGCCCGGAGAGUGACUCCAGUGGCGGGGACCCCAGUGGCGGGGACCCCAGUGACGAGGACUGGCGCAGCCAGCGGAAGCAUGUGUUUGUGUUGAGUGAGGCUGGCAAGCCCAUCUACUCACGGUACGGAAGUGUGGAGGCGCUGUCGGCUACAAUGGGCGUGAUGACAGCCCUUGUGUCCUUCGUGCAGAGUGCUGGAGAUUCCAUCCGCGCCAUCUACGCUGAGGACCACAAGCUGGUGUUCCUACAGCAGGGCCCACUGCUGCUGGUGGCCGUGUCCAGGACUCCUCAGUCAGCAGCGCAGCUGCGGAGGGAGCUCCUGGCUGUGCACGCCCAGAUCGUGAGCACUCUGACACGAGCAAGCGUGGCCCGCAUCUUCGCACACAAGCAGAACUACGACCUCCGACGCCUGCUGGCUGGCUCGGAGCGGACUCUGGACCGGCUUUUGGACAGUGUGGAACGGGACCCAGGUGCCCUGCUGCUAGGGGCCGUGCGCUGCGUGCCCCUUGCCCGCCCAUUGCGGGAAGCCCUGGGUGCCCUGCUGAGGCGCUGCACAGCACCCGGGCUGGCACUAUCAGUGCUGGCAGUUGGGGGCCGGCUGAUAACAGCUGCCCAGGAGCGUAAUGUGCUGGCUGAGUGCCGACUGGACCCUGCAGACCUGCAGUUGCUGCUUGACUGGGUGGGUGCACCAGCCUUUGCGGCAGGUGAGGCCUGGGCACCUGUAUGCCUGCCCCGCUUUAACCCCGAUGGUUUCUUCUAUGCCUAUGUGGCCCGACUGGAUGCCAUGCCCGUCUGCCUGCUGCUGCUCGGCACCCACCGUGAAGCCUUCCAUGCCAUGGCCGCCUGCCGGCGCCUGGUGGAAGAUGGAAUGCGGGCCCUCGGUGCCCUGCGUGCCCUUGGGGAACCUGCCAGCCUCUCUAAUGCCCCAGCAGCCAAUGCCCCUGCCUACAGUGUGCAGGCUGUGGGGGCACCUGGUCUCCGGCACUUCCUUUAUAAGCCACUGGACAUCCCUGACCACCACCGCCAGCUGCCCCAGUUUACCAGCCCAGAGCUCGAGGCCCCAUACAGCAGAGAGGAGGAGCGGCAGCGGCUGUCAGACCUGUACCACCGCCUGCAUGCCCGCCUGCACAGCACCUCCCGACCCCUGCGCCUCAUUUACCACGUGGCUGAGAAGGAGACGCUGCUGGCCUGGGUGACCUCCAAAUUUGAGCUCUAUACCUGCCUCAGCCCCCUGGUGACAAAGGCAGGUGCCAUCUUGGUAGUGACCAAACUUCUGCGCUGGGUGAGGAAAGAAGAGGACCGGCUCUUCAUUCGUUACCCACCUAAGUAUUCCACACCCCCAGCCACCUCUACGGACCAAGCUCCCCAUAAUGGCUUAUUCACUGGACUCUGAAUGGUGGUGCUCCCAGACUGCCGGGAGUGACCAUCUUGGGUCUCUGACCUGGAAGUGUGGGUGGGUCGGUUGUCUUUGGCUGGUCCCUGUCUCCCCAGGCAGGCAGGCAAGAUCCAAGGCCUGCCCACAAAUGGGAGAUGAGUGUCAGCAGCCAGAGAUAAAGGCUGCUCUUCCAGCCCCUUCAUCACUUCCAGCCUCACCUCCUCCAGCCUCUGUCAGGGGCGGUCCCCUUAAACCUCUUCCUAAAUCUGUCUCCUCAUUGGACUGUCAGUUCAGAGUGUCCAGGGCAGCCAGGAUUUCUGGGGUGGUCCAAAGGAGCUCUAGAACUGGGAAUACAGGGUCAGCCUGUACCUGGAACUGACCUGAAGGGUGUUUUAAAGAGAGGGAAAAAAAAAAAAAAAACUGUACGUAAAAGGCUUAAAACCAAGCCCCUAAGGAUACUCCUUUGCCCUUCAUGCAUUUGUGUUCAUUUGUACCCUACCAGAAAGUAAGCUGCGUGGGUCUACACUGGCUGCUUCUAAUAAUAAUGAGAAGGUAGCCUCCCUUGAAAAAGAGAACAUGUAGUGCCUGGUCUCAGACAGUGGCCAGGAUCAGGAAUUUUUUGCAUAGGAGGUGCCCUUGGUGUCUAAGGCUCGUUGUACUUUGUCUCGUAGGCUAUUUAAUGAAGUUUUGCAAAUAGAACGGGAUUCAAACUCUUAUGGCACAUAACGUAUUUAUCCCAGACUUUGGCAACCUGCCACAACAAAAGCAUCCUGAAUAGAGACCUCCUUGGUUUGUGUGUGGUUCCCGUCCUCACCACCCUCCCUCCUUCCCUCCCUAACCGCCCGGUGCCCUAGUCCUGCUCCUGUUGAACCUGUUACUGCCUCACAGUGGUGCGCGUGCGUGCUAACUGUCCAUCAGGAGCGCCCGGUACCGUGCGCCUGCUCAAAGCAGAUGCUCGUCAUUCCUCCACCCCAGGUCAACCGAUGGAGUGAAUGUGUCAGGUCCCAAGCGAACUGCCCUUCGCCCUCACGUGGGUGUUAUUUUUUUAACUUAUCGUUGACCCAGGUGCACAAACAAACCCCGCGUUGGAAAAUGGCAGAGAAGCUGGGUUCUCUGAGCGAAGAGCCCGAAGCGCAGGAGCCCGCUGGAGGUAGUGUGAGGGUCCACGGUGGGCACCUGCGGCCAGGGCUGCAGGGAGGGGCUCGGACCCUCGACAGUAACGAAUAGCGGUAGCAGUAGAUAGUUUAAAAAUGAAAUUUUAAACCUUUUAUUAUUGAAAGAAAACCGUUUCACACCGUGGCGUUAAGUAACAUGCACAGUCUCUUCACCCAGAUUAACUCUUGUCAACUUUAUUAAGCAUGUUGCUUAGGUGUUUUGUAGUAAAUAAUUCGGUGUGCGUAUCUUCAAACAAAACCGGGAAGGGAUGUUCUAGCAAAAAUCACCCAGCUGUUGCCACCCCUAAGAAAGUUAGCGUAUUCUCCAGUGUCAUUAUUUCAUACCAAGCCUAAAUCCCAUUUUACAAAAAUUCUUAAAUCUCCUAAUGAGAGUGGCUUUUCCACAGCUUUUCUUAAAUUGGCUUUGAGUUAAUCAUAAUAGCUCAUCCAGAGUAGUGAUAGGGAAGUGGCAUGGCCCGGGGACUCUUGGAAAUUGCAAUCUAGCCAAAAGGAAGGGGGAAAAAAAAAAAAAAAAAACCUUCCCAGGGCUUAAGUAAUGUACUAAGAUGCUGCUAGUGAUUUUGUUAAAGAAAUGUUCAGAAUGUACCAAAGUCAAGAAAAAGAGCAUGAUGAACGCCUUAGUACUUGUCACUCUGCUUCACGGGUCUGGGUUCCAGCUUUCCUCUAUCUCUAACUCCCCUUCCUGCACACCCUUCACCCCUCUGUAUGAAUAAGCACAUCAGACUGCAUCUUACAAGACUCACCUAUGCAGACAUCAAAAUGAUGAUGAUCUUCUUGUCUAUUAUCUGUCCUAGGAUGUGAGCCUCAUGAGAACUGAGACUGGUCCUUGCUGUUUUCCAGCAUCUGAAACAAUGCUUGGCACAUAGUUGGUGCUCAGUGAUUUUUUAAUUAUGUGAAUAAUGAAAUAAUUUGAAUACAGAGAAUUGUCUUAGAUUAAUCCAGCUUUCAAAAAAAGGAUAGAAAUAAGACAGAUGCAAAUAGAUCCCAUUUAUUAUGCUUUUAGUAUAGAGGCCACUGAUUUUUUAAAAAACUUUUAAUAUCAACCUUUCAAAUUCCUCAGUUAAAGUUAUGAUUAACUUCAUCAGCAAUGGAGAAAAUUGAAAAUCAUCAAGUUACCAUUUCUAACCCAUCAAAUUGGCUUUAUAAAGGAAGGGAUAAUAUCUGGCAUUGAUUACUCUGUGGAGAUAACAGGCUUUCUUUUGCCUAAGAGGAGAACUGGCCAGAAAGGUUUUGCUAGGGGCAGUUUGGCAGCAUGGGUGUAGUAUCAUCUCAGUCACCAUGCUAGGUUGACAUAGGAGAGGGGACAGCUGCAUGAACCAGGAGUGGUCUUCAGAAUGUCAUUAAUGGAGGCAAAAUACAAGAAGUAAUCACAGCAAUUGCUAAAUCUCAGUAUGUUCUUGUACAUUGUGGGGUGCCUGUAGGUGGGUUAUUUUUUAAGAAGCGGAAAAAAUAACUUCUAAAUGGACAUGAUCAUUGUUCAUUGACAGUAAGCUCCAAAGGAAGUCAUCAUCACUAGUGAAGAGGGAGAUGGUCAGGUAUCGCCUUUAGUGUGUUAAACACAAGAAAUGAAGAAAACAUACAGCCCACCUGGUAGCUCUGGACAGGGUCUAGGAUUUGGGGAUGGUUCAGAGCAGAGGCAUUUCUGUGAUUUAUUGUUUUGUUUUUCUUUUCAAAAAAUGUAGGUAUUACUGUGUAAUUCUAAAAUACAAGGGGGAAAGAGGGAAAAGUGAAUGGCAUCUGAGGCUCAUAUACUAAUACUGGAUCAAUAUUAACAUCCAGAUUUCGAUGGUCGUACUGUGGUUACUUGGUGGAGCCCUGUGUAUAUAGGAAGCGUACACUGGAAUAUUAAAGAGUAAUGGACCAAAUGACUGCGACUCGUGGUUCAGAAAUACUCACAAUGGGGAAUCUGAUAGAAGAGCAAAUGGGAGCACUGUGGCCUGUUGUGACAACUUUUGUUACAUGUGAAAUUUAUUUCAAAAUAAAAUGUUUCAAAGGGGA